AUGACUAACGAAUUCGCCGUGGUAAAGACGAAUUUUAAAAGUUACAGCGAUUACAGUCUCCAGUUGAAUCGAUGGUUCCUGAAACCUAUAGGCGCAUGGCCACCCUCGUCGUCCACUACAACCCUCGAGCGAAACGUUUCGAUCGUUUUGAACAUCGUCUGCUAUGGUUCUAUAUUGUUCACCUUGAUACCCUGUUUGCUCCAUGUAUUUCUUGACGACGACAGUUUCUACAUGAAAGUGAAAAAUUUCGGUCCUAUGAGCCAUUGGAUCAUCAGCUGUGCCAAUUACACGUUGCUGUUGUUACAAGGAAAAGACAUACGCUACUGCGUCGAGCAUAUAGAAACGGAUUGGAGAAUGGUGAGGAGGGAGAAGGAUCAACAAGUGAUGAUGAAGAACGCGAGAUUCGGUCGUUACGUGGCCACAUUUUGCGCAGCUAUCAUGCAAAGCGGCGUUUUCUGUUUCUUCGUGUCGUCGGCGCUGAACACGGAGAUAAUUCACGUGGGAAACGAAACAACGAUCGUGCGAGUGCUACCUGUUACCGUGUACAAGAAGCUGUUGAACGUCGAUCAGAGUCCUACGAACGAGAUCGUGGUCUUUAUGCAAACUUGGUCGUCGAUUAUAGCGACUACUAGUACAGUUAGUAUAUUCAGUCUCGCGGCUGUUUUUGCCACUCAUGCGUACGGUCAGUUGACUGUGCUUAUGUCGUGGAUAACAGAGUUUGUGAAUGAGUCGAGGAAUCGGGAGAAAACGUUUCCUUUCAAGCAAAUAGGCGUGAUUGUGGAGCAUCAUUUAAGAGUGCUGAGUUUCAUAUCAUAUAUCGAGGAAGUGAUGAACCGAAUAUGUUUUUUAGAGUUGUUUAGAUGCACGCUGGCUAUAUGCAUGCUGGGAUACUACAUUCUUGCGGAAUGGUCUACGCAAGAUAUUCAAAAUUUGAGUUCGUACUUUAUGAUACUCAUAUCACUUUCUUUCAAUAUUUUUGUAAUAUGUUACAUAGGUGAAAUAUUAACAGAACAGUGCAAGAAAGUUGGCGACGUGGUUUAUAUGACAGACUGGUAUUAUCUACCUGACAAAAGAAUACUCGAUUUAAUUUUGGUAAUCGCACGAUCGAGCGUGGUCGUUCAAAUCACCGCGGGAAAAUUCUUUCACAUGUCCAUUUACACAUUCAGCGAUGUAAUAAAAACCUCUUUCGCGUAUUUGAAUUUACUGCGUCAAGUAUCGUGA
This is a messenger RNA of Habropoda laboriosa, 1221 nucleotides long. RefSeq names its product odorant receptor 4-like. The coding region runs from base 1 to 1221 and encodes 406 amino acids. Gene Ontology annotation, biological process: sensory perception of smell; detection of chemical stimulus involved in sensory perception of smell. Gene Ontology annotation, molecular function: olfactory receptor activity; odorant binding. NCBI's taxonomy places the organism in Eukaryota, Metazoa, Arthropoda, Insecta, Hymenoptera, Apidae. The transcript has 5 exons. The record is from RefSeq and is a predicted model, not a curated record. Gene Ontology annotation, cellular component: plasma membrane.